Messenger RNA from Cuscuta europaea, 2525 nucleotides. Lineage: Eukaryota; Viridiplantae; Streptophyta; Magnoliopsida; Solanales; Convolvulaceae. The record is from the annotation of a GenBank genome assembly.
UCUUGAGAUAAAUCUUCACAAUGAGACCCUUGAUUUCAGGACUAUUUCUCAAUCCUGUCCUUCAGCUUUCUCAAGUCAACUCAUGAGCUGUUUAACCUGUUAUGCUUAUCAAUUACGGAGUACUACUGUCAUACUUGAUUCUCUUCGAACAUAUCCCAUUUCUCAGUGUAAGGUUUCUUCACAUUCAUGGUUAUGGAUCCUAGGUUCAACAGGUUGCUUGACUCCUCUGUGACCGAAUUCCCGUUGGAAAAUGAGACCAUUCUUUCUACCUUAAAAGAAUCACAAGACAUUCAAGACAUCCAUAAGGAUGCCACUUCUAUGACACAUGCUCCUACUUUGUACUCCCGAAAUGAUCACGAAUCUGCUCCCACACUCGAGUACAUAAGCCAGAUGCUACUGGAAGAUAGUAACAUUGAUGAGAAUAAUAAUCCCUGCUUGUUUUAUGACCCUAAUUCCCUCAGAGCUGUCGAGAAUUUCUUUUCUGAUGCCCUUCAUCAAAACCCUUCAUCGCCUUAUCUAGUACCUCUUUUUGUGAACAAUAAAUCUGGAAGCCUGGACAGCACAUUUGGGAGCUCCGGUGAUUAUAGUACCAGACUAUUUAAAUCAUAUGUGAAGAGGUCAAACAGUUCUUCAUAUAGCUUGAAUAGUAUAAUGAAUACCGAAAUGGACUCUUCUGAAACUUUUAAGUUGGGUCCAAAUGUGUUUAAUGAUAAUGAGUCCAUCUUGCAAUUCAAGAGAGGUGCGGAGGAAGAAAGUAGAUAUUUUCAUUCUGGAAAUCAGUUGCUUCUCAGUAUAGAGAAGGGGCAUUCGUCUGAUUCCUCCAGAGGAAAGAAGCACCGACACCCAGGGGAUGUCGGGUUAGAGGAAGAAAGGAGCAGUAAGCAAUCUGCAGUUUAUUGGGAGGAGGAGGAGCUUGAGUUAGCAGAGUUGUUUGAUAAGGUUUUACUGUUCACCGAUAAUAUGGAUCCUCCAUCUGUAGUUGAAAAGAGCACCCAUCAGAAAGGGCGAGGUGGUGGGAAGGGACAUUCAAAGAAACGAGGGACUGGUGAAAAUGUGGAUAUACAGUCUCUUUUAACCAGCUGUGCACAGUCUAUUGCUGAAGCUGAUCAUAGGAGUGCAGAAGAAAAGUUAAAGAAGAUUAGGCAGCACUCUUUGCCAACUGGUGAUGCAAAUCAAAGGCUGAGUCAUGCUUUUGCAAAUGCUCUUGAGGCACGGAUGAAUGGAACUGGCGCACAACUAUAUGCGGCGCUAGCUUCAAAUAAUAUCACAGCUUCUGGAAUGAUAAAAGCCUUUGACACUUACAUUUCUUCCUUUCCAUUCACGAGAACAUCGUUUUUCUUUGCAAAUACAAUGAUUUAUGAAGUAGCUUUGGAAAGUAAAUCACUGCACAUAAUAGAUUUUGGUAUUUGUUAUGGUUUCCAGUGGCCCCUUCUUAUCAAGAAUCUCUCACACAGACCUGGAGGACCUCCUAAACUUCGAAUAACUGGAAUUGAGUUUCCCCAACCUGGUUUUCGCCCAGAAGAAAAUGUAAAAGAGACUAGUUGUCUUUUGACAAAAUAUUGUGCACGUUUUGGAGUACCAUUUAAGUACAAUGCCAUAACAACUCAAAGUUUGGAGACGGUUAAACUUGAGGAUUUAAAGCUUGUGACUGGUGAGACUGUUGCUAUUAACUGUUUGUAUCGAUUCGAAAACCUACAUGAUGAGACAGUGGUUGAUUUUGAUACUCCGGAUUUCCCUAAGGGUGCAGUUCUAAACUUGAUCCGUGAAAUAAAUCCAAAAAUUUAUGUGCAAUCGGUUCUAAGUGGAGCCCACAACUCUCCUUUCUUUUUUACUCGGUUCCGAGAAGCUCUCUAUUUCUAUGCUGCAAACUUUGAUAUGUAUGAUGCUACUAUACCCCGUGAUGAUCCUCAGAGGUUGAGUAUUGAAGAAUCCAGGGGAUGUGAAAUAAUGAGUAUCGUAGCAUGCGAGGGCAUGGAAAGAUUAUAUAGGCCUGAAACAUACAAGCACUGGCAUUUGCGUAAUAUGAGAGCUGGGCUAAAGCCUAUGCCCAUAAGUCUGGAGCUUGUGAAGGAUUUAAGAGACAAGGCGAAGGCAAGAUAUCACAAACAGUUUCUGUUUUCAGAGGAUGGUCAUUGGAUAUUGCAGGGGUGGAAGGGUAGAAUUUUUUGUGCUAGCUCUUGCUGGGCAUCUGCAGAAUAAGAAACUAAGAAACUAUUGAUAGCCAGGAAGGUAGCAUGUAUGCCUUCUCUGUUUAUACAUUCUUGUACUGGAGCCAUGUCAAACUUUUACUUUGAAGAAUUUUAUGACCUGAGAUGUCCUGAGGAAGUGCAAUUUGAGAACAUCAAUUAUGGAGGUUGUCUAGUUUCGGAUGCAUUCUCUUUGAAAGUACAUGCUCUCUAUGGUAGUUCUUGGCAUUCUCUUACAUGAAACCUUUUCUUACUCUCUUUAACCUGUUGAUGCUAAUGGGCUUUUGUUCGUUUAUUAUUAAAUGCUCUCUUUUUUAUCCAAGUUAAAUGUUCAUCCUA